AUGAACAUACGUCACAAGCGGGUGACUUUGAGUUUUCAUAAGAAAAACUUGGAACUCAAAAAAUCCGAAAUAAAAAAGCAACUCUUUGAGAUAUCUUCUAAUACUAAUACUCGACAAAAUUUAAAAAGAAAUUCAUCCGAAGAAGAUGAAAAAGUCAUAAAAAAGCCGAAAGUUAGUUCUAAUCCUUUGACCUUAAAUACGCCAAAUGACGUAAAUUUACUUGCUCUGUCCACUGUUGAAGUAAUAAAAGUACCAGAGAAAGAAAAAGAUGAAAUGCAAGAUCUGAACACAAAAUCUCUUGAUCAGUAUAAUGCACCUUCAUUUAAGUCGCCUACAUCUUGGUAUACCUCAGACACAAUUAAUGAGUACAUUAAACUGAUAGUAACGCGGUCAAAAGGUGAAGUUUAUGCAGUUGUCACUGAUUUUAUUGUAGCAUAUCUUCGAGGAGGCUAUCCAGCUGUAAGAAGAUGGAUAAAAAAAGAUAUUCACACAAUAAAAUUACUUUUUGUGCCGAUGAAUGUAUAUGGGAGUCAUUGGAUAUUGACAGUGGUUAAUGUGCCUGAAAAGACUGUGACAUCCUAUGAUAGUCUUAAGUCGUAUAAGGGUCCUUAUCCAAUGGUAUUAAAAAAUUUCUUAAUUGAAUGGGAGAUGGACAGAAAAGCAAAAGCUUCUACAUGGACAUUACAAAUAGGCGAGACAUCUCGGCAAACCAAUGGACAUGAUUGUGGGCCUUUUACUGUUGAGCUGGCAGAAAAAAUGUCUCGAGGAGAUACAACACCAAUAAAUGCAAAUCUUAUGCCUUUUAUAAGAUUAAGACACAAAAAUGAAAUUAUUGCUGGACAGUUAUUCUAUUAA
Messenger RNA from Daktulosphaira vitifoliae (grape phylloxera), 855 nucleotides. RefSeq lists its product as uncharacterized. The transcript has 4 exons. NCBI's taxonomy places the organism in Eukaryota, Metazoa, Arthropoda, Insecta, Hemiptera, Phylloxeridae. Gene Ontology annotation, cellular component: nucleus. Gene Ontology annotation, biological process: protein desumoylation. The coding region runs from base 1 to 855 and encodes 284 amino acids. The record is from RefSeq and is a predicted model, not a curated record. Gene Ontology annotation, molecular function: deSUMOylase activity.